Messenger RNA from Priapulus caudatus, 1172 nucleotides. RefSeq names its product neurofilament heavy polypeptide-like. NCBI's taxonomy places the organism in Eukaryota, Metazoa, Priapulida, Priapulimorpha, Priapulimorphida, Priapulidae. The record is from RefSeq and is a predicted model, not a curated record.
GGUUUCCGUCAAUGAAAAGCUUCGUUUGUAUGAGAACCUGGCGACAAAACCAACGUCCAAAGCCAAGCCUCCGAGUCCUGCGCGAUCCCCGACCGCUCAGACUAAUAAGGUGCAUGCUGCCAAGGUCGUCCAUGAAACAGUAGUUACUGAACACGCUGCGACACCGGCUAAGGACAGGCUGCUGCUUCGCCUAGGCAGCAGAGAGUCUGGCAUAGUCGUCUCAUCUACAAGUGCGUUUCCAUACGGGGAUAAUGAAUUAUUACACCAAACCCCAAACCCAAUUCUCGCCGAUGUACGCCUGAAGCGAAAGGAAGAGAAGUCGAAAAAUGAAGAAGCAAGACAGGACGCGAGUGAACAGCAGGUCAAAAUUUUGACGCAACGAUUAAACGAUGCGAUAGUAAGACGAGAUAACACAAAAGGUUGGCGCGGAAAGAAUGCGCAAGUGAACGAAGAUAUAAAGGAGCUAGAGAGUGAGCUGCGAAAAGAAAACGAGCAACUUGUGUCUACUAGAAGCACCGUCAAGAAGCUUCGCGAAGAUAUAGAAAAAAUACGGAAGGAUGACAUCAAGAAAUCGAAUACCAAAGAUGACGAACCAAAGAAGCUUCACACUAGCGAACUAGCGAUAACAAUAUCACCAAAAAAGUCGCUACAAAAGAAGAACUUUGAGAUGGUGGAAUAUACGGUUACAGUUCCCGACAGAGAGGCCAAGCCCAUGCCGAACGCAACUGGUGCGGUAAUGGCAAGACUGAAGGCAUUUGAGGAAAUGGAGAAGAAAAGUAAGGAGGCCGGAAAGUCUACGCCUAAAGCGAAUAAAAAUUAGGCCGCUGAACAAAACUCACGACAUAGCUAUAUCACCCUACAUUAACAGUACAAAUCAGUCAUGUCUAUUAUGUAGUUCUAAUUAUGUCUUGCGUUAGGCAUUGACCCGCACACUCGAACGUGAUCAUGACCUUGAUAGUCACGCGCUAUUGAGGAGCUCAAGAUUAGAGACGACCCAUAUAGCGAGACAGUCGAACGCCAUUUCUGAAUCGGUUUCGUUGAGUACGUUACGAGGCGAAAUUCAAUGGCUCAUAUGAAUGGAAUAGGCUCAUGUAUCAUGAAGUGCAAUUAUCUUGAAUUCAUAACUAGAUGGGUACCUUAAUGUGCGAUCUAGUUAUGUUGUGUUUUGUCUA